Hyposmocoma kahamanoa is the source of this 2566-nucleotide messenger RNA. It is a transcript of the gene nmd, whose product is annotated as ATPase family AAA domain-containing protein 1-B-like. The record is from RefSeq and is a predicted model, not a curated record. Gene Ontology annotation, molecular function: ATP hydrolysis activity; ATP binding. Lineage: Eukaryota; Metazoa; Arthropoda; Insecta; Lepidoptera; Cosmopterigidae. Gene Ontology annotation, cellular component: mitochondrial outer membrane. Bases 1 to 1164 code for a protein of 387 amino acids. The transcript is spliced from 9 exons.
AUGAUGGUGGAAGGUUCGGCAUUUACUCGAAACGAUGUUUUUCAAAUGGCUAUACGUGUGGCUUUUGUGUCCGCCGUUACUUAUUUCUCGAUAAAAUGGCUUGUGAAUCAGAUAGAUCCGACGUCCAAGAGUCGAAAGAAGGCCGAGGAGCGAGCACGCGAGCAAUUACGCAAAGUGUCUUGCAGAGCGGGCCUCUCCGGACGGCAGUCGCUGCAGCUGGACAAGCUGUCGGACCACGAGAUGAUCAUUGCUUCGCAGCUAGUUGUACCUGAUGAGAUCACUGUGAACUGGAAGGAUAUAGCAGGCCUUGAUCACCUGAUCCAGGAGCUUCGCGAGACUGUGAUCCUACCCAUACAGAAGAGGAAAUUGUUCGCCGAUAGCCGUCUCACACAACCGCCAAAGGGAGUGUUGCUGCACGGUCCUCCAGGCUGCGGCAAAACGCUGAUCGCAAAAGCGACAGCAAAGGAAGCCAACAUGUCAUUCAUAAACUUGGAUGUGAGUCUAUUGACGGACAAGUGGUAUGGUGAGACGCAGAAGCUGGCUGCGGCCGUCUUUAGCCUCGCCGUUAAGCUGCAACCUUGCAUCGUUUUUAUUGACGAGAUCGAGUCGUUCCUGCGCACGCGCACGCAGCAUGACCACGAGGCCACGGCCAUGAUGAAGACGCAAUUCAUGUCGCUGUGGGACGGACUCAUUACGGACCCUACCUGCACCGUCAUCAUUAUGGGCGCCACGAACCGGCCGCAGGACCUGGACAAGGCCAUCCAGCGGCGCAUGCCGUCCACCUUCCACGUGCCCAUGCCGAACGCCGCGCAGCGCGAGCGCAUCCUGCAGCUCAUCCUGAAGGCCGAGCCCAUCGCCAACGACAUCGACUUCGGGCGGCUGGCGAUGGCCACGGAGGGCUUCUCGGGCUCCGACCUGCACGAACUGUGCCGGCAGGCUGCUGUCUACCGCGUGCGCGACAUGGCGCGCGCCGAGAUCGCCCGGCAGGCCGACGGCGAAGACAACGCAAAUGACGACACCAAUCAAUCGGAUUCCGACGAGGAGUUCGUGGACGCAAUCCGACCAAUCACGAUGGAAGAUCUGCGCAUGUCAUUGGCCAAACUGAAAGAGGCGAAAAUACAGUGCGGUUCGCUCGCGCCCUCUAUGAGGUUAGACCUCGACUAAAGUAGCUACGUAGCCACAGACGAUGUAGUUUCCCACUGCACAUAGACGUGGGCCACCCGUACCUGCGGCCGGACGUGCUGACCGCAGUGCUGCGCGCUCUCGUCCGCCCCUUCUCAUCGGACCACCCGCACACUUAAUAUAUCAUGCUAUGUCUAUAUUGUAAUUAAUCAUUCACGUAAGUGCCGUGACGGUGGUGACACAGUUAAUUAACGUCAAUAAAGGUGUUCCCUCAUCUGGAUUCAAGAAAAAAUAUAUUCUUUAAGACCUAGAAGUUCACGCUAAACAGCAAAUGUGUGUGACGUUAGUAGACAGUGCAACAACCGUCGCUUGCUUCAAAAUGGAGUGAUUUUCUGAAUUCGGCCACAUAAAGAAUCAAGGUUUUCAAAUGCUGCGUACACGCCGCCACCAGUCAAAUCUUAAAGUGAACACGGCGCAUAAAAAUGGAAAUCGUCUACGUAACGCCUAAAGGCUGUCUACACAUUGAAUUUCGCUAUGAAUAAAUUCAUACAAGCCAAGUAUAUGUGUGUGCUGUGUACAAAAAAAAGCGUCCAACAAACAGAAUAUAUUAGUAUGCGCACGCGACUUUUCUUGAUGGCGUUUGCAAUGUGUUUUGACUGGCCACGUACGAGCGUAAUACGCAAGCACAUUUUUCAUUAUUGUCACUAGCCUAGGGGACUAUACCUCAUCUAACUUCAGAAAUGUGUUAUCAUGAAGCCAACCUGAAAACGAGCGGUGUAAAUACAGCCGAAACGCCAUCUCUUUUUGUUUUUAUUUUGUAACUUGUUAUUGUUUAUAUUGUUAGCAUUGGGUGCUGACUCUGCUCAUGAUAUGUAACGUUUUAAAAAUGCAAAUACUUACGAGGACACCAUGUGUGCAUAUAAGUACGUUACCAUAGAGUGUUUUUUCUAUAUUUUUUUUGUAAAUAUUCUCAGUUGUUAUUAUCGAUUUGUAUUUAUUCGUACAUUUUUUUGCAUAUUUAUAUUGUUGCAUUAAUAUAGAAAAAAAUACAAAUGUUUUGUAGAAUGUAGAUAAAUGGUGACUAUGUGAUGGAAAAAUGUGUUGUAUUUGUCCGAUGAAACUUAGUUCUUAAGGGUCAAUUCACACUCGUAUGUGCUGAUCAGUUUGGCUCUAAAAUGGGCUUUUGAACUGACAUGGACAGCAAAAAGCUUGACAACAAAACUUGUUUGCAAUGUAUAACUGAGGUUUUAUCGGACUGUAGUUAUAAGGUAUAGCGAUUUGGGGCAAAAUGAGCUAGUAUUAAAAUUAAUUUAUUGCACCAUAACGUCAUGAUGUGUCGGUAGAACGAAGCAUUCUUGGUUAAAGAACUUGGUGGGAAUAGUUUAGUAGUUAAUACCUACACACUGUUAAGUGGGAUAUGUAGAGCAGGCAGAACAAGUUUGUG